GUCCAGUAGCCUGCUAGCUAUCUAUCAGUGAUCCCUCGCGAACGAUGUGGGACGGGCUGGAGAGCGCGGCGACCGUGGCGCAGCUGGUCGGUCUCGACGUCGGCGGCCUCAUCACCAUGAUCGGGCAGGCGGCGCGGAAGGCUCGGCAGAACACCAAGGACUGCGAGCACCUAGCCCGCCGCGUCGGCAUGCUCGCGGAGCUGGUCCCCCACCUGCAGGACCCGGAGGCCAGGCGGGCGGUGGCCGGGCUCAAAGAUGCGCUCGUGGAGGCUCACCAGCUCAUCACAUCCUGCCAGAGGAGGGGGCUCACGUCCCAGCUGUUCUCGGCGUCCAGGCAGGCCGACAGGUUCAGGGACGUCGAGCGCAAGAUCGAAACCUGCGUGUCCAUCAUCCCUGUCAUCGGCUACAUCGGCAUAACAAGACGCCUCGAUGGUUCGCAAUCCCAGUCCCAGCUGUCGGCGGGAGGGGCUGAGGAUCGGGAGUUCACGCUGGCGGAGAUCGCCGUGGCCACCAACAACUUCGCCGUCGUGCUCAGCAACGACGCCGACACUGGCACCAAGGUAUACAAGGGAAGGCUCCUGCAGAACGGGCCUGAGGUGGCCGUCAAGCGCCUCAACCGCGCGCGGCGGGGAGCGGAGGACGCCUUCUUCGCGGAGCAGCACAUCCUCUCGCCGCUCCGCCACGACCGCAUCGUCCGCCUCCUGGGCACCUGCGCCGACGACGGCGAGCGCAUGCUGCUCACCCAGUACAUGCCCAACGGCUCGCUCCACGACCACCUGCACGGGCACCACCUGUCGUCCUCGUCGGCGUCGCCGGUGACGGCGUCCUGGAGGACUCGCGUCCAGGUGCUGGUUGGCACGGCGCGCGCCGUCGAGCACCUGCACUGCCACGCCGUGCCUCUCAUCAUCCACGGCAACGUCGCCUCCUCCAACGUCCUCCUGGACGCCGCCUGGGCGCCGCGCCUGGCCGGCUUCGGCGCAUCGGUGUGGCGCGCGGCCGGCGUGGACUCCCAGCCCGUGGAGGUCGCCGGCGCCGCGUCGUGCGGCGGGUACGCCGACCCGGAGUACUGCGGCACGGGCCGGAUCAGGCCGGCGAGCGACGUUUACGGCCUCGGCGUGCUGAUGCUCGAGGUCCUGACGGGGCAACCACCGGUGGUCAGUGUCUGGGACGCGGCGAAGCAGGGCGUGGUGGCCGUGACCUUGGCGUCGUUCGCGCUGCCGAGCAUCCAGGCCGGCCGGCUUGGGGACGUGCUCGACAGGCGUCCGGCGCCGCAGCAGCUCCAGCCGCUGCAGCUGGUGGCCAACAUGGCGGCGCGUUGUCUGCAUCUGCAGGGGGGUAGUCGCCCGGCCAUAUCAGACGUCGUCGCCAACCUCGAGCAGGCACUCCGCCUCAUAUGAAAGCAUGUGGACAUCUUUGCUUGUACAAAAGUGAACUUGCUUGUCGUUCAGCUAGCUAUGAUGCUCAAACUGUGUCUGUGUGUACGUUUGGUCCGUGCGAGUCCUCCUAGUAGACCAUGGUAGACUUGCAACAUUUGCGCAACAUCUCCUACUAGAGAAGCAGCAGGGUGCAUCAAUGAUGGUGCCCAAAUAUGGCUGCCAGCGUCCUUGCAUUGCUCCACCAUUACCCAUGAUUUUCUUGAUUGCUUUGUCUC
Molecule: messenger RNA, 1651 nt
Organism: Zea mays
Lineage: Eukaryota; Viridiplantae; Streptophyta; Magnoliopsida; Poales; Poaceae
Product: putative CRINKLY4-like receptor protein kinase family protein
Exons: 2
Coding region: 45-1397 (450 amino acids)
Biological process (GO): cell surface receptor signaling pathway; protein phosphorylation
Molecular function (GO): ATP binding; protein kinase activity
Source: RefSeq, marked provisional